Nematocida minor is the source of this 1296-nucleotide messenger RNA. RefSeq lists its product as uncharacterized. The transcript has a single exon. The coding region runs from base 1 to 1296 and encodes 431 amino acids. Lineage: Eukaryota; Fungi; Microsporidia. The record is from RefSeq and is a predicted model, not a curated record.
AUGAAGACAGAAAAGACUUUCUCCAUUAAAAAACUAAAACACUCCAUCCCGUGGCUGCUCUACUAUUCAAUUGCGUCUGUUAAUUUCUUCAUCACUUUCUACUACGACUCGCUGACCAUCAUACCUUUUGGAAUAAUCAAUAACCCGUGCUUCCUUCUCUUGAUACUUUUCACGUACAUUACGUACUCCAUCUACAUCCAAUCUCCGCCCUCCAUCUUAGCACACACUCGGCAGAUCCACGCGUCCCUUAUCAAGAAACUUAUAAUAACGGUGGCACUUAGCGAUGCGCUGAUACUUGGGAUAAUCGCCAGAGUGUGCACGUCUAAGCAGUACAUCACCACUUUGCUUAUUGUUACGAUCAUAAUACAGAUAGUGAUAUACUCUGAGUACAUUUUAAAAAUAAUCAUCCCAACUCUGCACAGGACGCCCCUGGACAACUACAUCUCCAUCAUUUCGCACCUAGACACUACAGACAUGGCUGAAUUUGGGAUAUUCCGGUUCUACUUCUACUUCUAUCUCUUUGUGUUUGCUUUUAUAGUGCUGUUUAUCAUGCUGUUUUACAUGUGCACUCUUCCCAUGUCGAACUUUGGAUACUCUGAGUUUAUUUUUAAAAGUAUUUUCUGCUACUGGACCUUCUACACUUUCAUGUACCUCCUGAUCACCCUGUGCGUGAUCAGUUUCUAUCUGAACAUAAACUCAGGAUGCAGUAUUUGGCAGUCAUUCCGCAUCAUUUCGAAAAUAGUCACAGGGAACAUUGGAGUGUGCAUCUACAUGGCAGCCAUUAAGAUGCUGUGUGUUCUGCUGGCUCCUUUGGAGAUCUUCUGCUACAUAGAAAGCGCCAGACAGUGGCUGGAGUAUGCGGGCAACAAGUAUUUUGGAAAUAUAGUGUUCUACAAGAAAGUGGGGAUAAAGAGCAUCAUCGCAAUAACGGCUGUGCUGGAGGUAGAGCCGCACGAGGCCUCUGAGUUUCUCAAAAAAAUAGAAACAACAGGAAACUAUCCGUAUAUAAACUCUUUUAAGUCUGUGGACAGCGGAAACACAACAAAAAAAACAUCUCUCUGCCUGAUCAUUACGAUUCUGAUCCCUCUCAGCCUGAUCAUCCUAUUUGGCUCGCUUUUUACGAAUGAGUUCAGAGGAUACCUGAAACUGGUAGUAUCGCUUGUCUGGGCAUCGUAUGCCACAUCGCACAUUGGCUACAUCUACACAGAAACAAUGCACUAUGCGGCGGUGCUAUCGAAUGUGCAAGGAAACCUCUAUGGCAUGAAAUGGGUCGAUGCCCAUCUGAAUGCGCUGUAA